Molecule: messenger RNA, 2898 nt
Organism: Peniophora sp. CBMAI 1063
Lineage: Eukaryota; Fungi; Basidiomycota; Agaricomycetes; Russulales; Peniophoraceae
Source: the annotation of a GenBank genome assembly
AUGGACUUGUACAACGCGUACAUCUCAUCGACUGUGCGAAGCCCUAGUGAACUCGAGGAAGGUUUUUCUCUGAACAAUGUUCUCGCCGCUCUUGGCCUUUCCCCGGACACCUACAAAGUAGACUCCUCUCAACAAUCUUUCCAUGCGAUCAAAACACACAACAAUUCAACCUCUGCUCUGGACAGUGCUGCGACUUUGCUACAGCGCUUCGAACGCGCUCGGGGUGGCGCAGAACUAUUGGACGAAGCCGUUCAGGAAGGACGCGAGUCUCUACACCUGGCUGUGAGCGAUGGCGAUCAGAUCGCUUGUCUCGAUGUACUUAUUCCAGUUCUUUGGGCGCGGUACAUGCUGUACGGCAACUCCGGGUUGCCACGCGUCCUACCCACUCUGACAGAGCUCUGUCGUCGCGCCUAUGUGCUCGGGGUUCUUACCCCAACUCGAAGGUGCUUGAUGGCCGAGAGUCUGGCUCUUGUUCUCCUUACUGCUUACGACGAGUCGAACCCCGCGAAUCUAGAUCACUCUCCACUAUUUGAAGCAGCGGAUCUAUACAAGAAAGCUCUACAUUUCCAUGAGACGGGCGCACAUGACGAUGACGCUCACCACGCUCACGUCUUGUUAUCCUCUGUCGCUGUCGAGAUCCAGGUUUCGGACGUCGAAGAUGAACAAAUGGAUCUUGACGGGGCCCUCGAGAAGAUGUGCCAGGCGCAAGAUCUUGGUCUCACCCAUGGGCCUUUCCUUGGUUCAUUCGCCGCGUUGCUUGAAGCGCGUUAUGACGAACGUAAUCAUGCUAGGGACCUAGAUUCGGCCGUAUCCCUACGCCGCCAACUAUGCGUCGUUCACCACGCCGGACAUCCUGGCCACGCUGAAGCACUAUCUUCACUCGCUAACGCUCUAUGGCGUCGUUAUAGGCUUAAAGGCGAUGUCCCAGAUCUUGAAGAAUGUCUCGAGCUACGCCGCGAGCGUUUACGGAAAACUCAUCCCCACGAUGGACCUAGGUGUAUUGACGCAAUUCUCAACCUGGUCGAUGUGAAACUUCAUAUACUUGAAUCUGAACGCUCUGACGCAUGGGGAGCUGUGCUCGAUGAUCUCCGCCUCGGGAGCUUCGACAUGGCCGAAAGGCUAGACAACGAUCCUGUUGUUGUGUCGGCUAUAUUGGCAGAAAUCGGCAAAAGGCGAUUUCAGGCAGAACCUUUCCUUGCUUAUCGUUGCUUCGGAUAUGCAUCUUCCUCCUCGGACUACAACCUUGAACUCCGGUAUCGGGCUGCCACACAGCAAGCGGAGGCCGCAUUAGCUCUUGGCAGCCUGCCCAUGGCGAUCAACGCGUUUCGUGACUCUUUCAAGCUUCUUGAUGAAUGGUUGGCGACCCAAGCGACCAUAGAACUGCGACAGUUCACGCUUUCACUCCUGCGUGCUCAUCAGCCCGCGUACCGCGCGUUCUCCGUGGCACUCGAGGCAAGAGAGCUGGAGACGGCUGUCGAGUUUCUCGAACAAGGCAGAGGUCUACUCUGGUCCAAGAUGAGAGCCUACCGUGAAACUCCGGAAGGCCUAGAUACGGUGCAUCCCCAAAUAGCAAGGGCCCUACGGGACUGCCAAUAUCGCCUUGAGCAACUCACCACGAGCUCAGCGGUAUCGUCGGCACUCGAGAAAGCGCCACCUUUGGGUCCAGGCUGUGCGUCCAAUCAGGUUAUGGACGUCUUCAAGCACAGUCUGGCUCAAGAGCAUCGUUCCUUGGCGCAACGACAUGCCGCGUUGGUCCAGGAUAUACGGGCGCUGCCCGGUUUUGAGCAUGCAUUUCAGCCGAAGACCUUCAAGUGGUACCAGGAGGCCGCCGCGGAAGGGCCUAUCAUCAUCUUAAAUGUGUCGAAAGAGGUCUCGGACUUUGUCAUCAUCGACCACUCCCGUCCGCCUAUUGCUUUCGCGCUAUCCUCUGAACUUCCAAGCCUAAUACCAAAGUUCAUUGAAGCGAUCGACGUAGCUCAGCGAGGGUCACGACCAAUGGCUAUGCGCCGCCCAUCGUUCAACAUCCACGUUGCUCUACGUGCUCUUUGGAAGUACAUAUGCCAACCAGUCAGUGCGGUACUUAAGGGCCUAGGCUUCCAUAAAGGGUCGAGGAUCUGGCUUUGUCCAUGCGGAAUGUUGUCGACCUUGCCGCUUCAUGCCGCUGGGCCGUAUUCUGCGAACGAUGACACUCAUGGCGAGCUUUUCGGCGAUCUGUUCACCAUCUCCUAUACCUAUACACUCUCUGCGUUGAUUGAGUGCAGGCGGAAGCGGGCCAGAUCUUCCGUGCCUGUCCUGUCUCAUCCGUCUGACCUCGAGAUACUCGCCGUUGGUCAAUCAUCACAACUCUCUAUGGUUGAAGAAGAGUUACGACUUGUAGGCGAGAUCUUUAGAGAUCAGUCGGUGAUCCUGGAUAAUCAAGCGGCCAAACCCGACACGAUAUUCGAGCACUUGCUAAGAGCGAAGAUUGUCCACUUCUCCACUCAUGGUGAACUCCGCGCAACACGUCCAUUUGAAUCGCACUUCGUCUUACAUAACGACGAGCGCCUCAGUCUGCUUCAGAUCAUGCGAAGCCGGCUUGAACGACCCGAGCUUGCGUUUCUCGCAGCAUGCCAUGCUGCCGCAGGAACUCACCGAUCCCCGGACGAGGCGCUCAGCCUAGCAAGCGCCCUUCUCUUCUGCGGCUUCCGGUCGGCAGUAGGGACGCUAUGGACGAUGGCAGACGAAGACGGUCCCGUAUUGACACGUCUCUUCUAUGAGCGAUUGCUUUUGCAUCGCGAUGCCGAGGGAGGCGCAGACUGCUCGCGAUCAGCUGAAGCGUUGAGUGAGGCUGUCAGGGAGAUGCGUAAAAGGGGUGUUCCCGUAGAGCGCUGGAGCACAUUCAUACAUGUUGGUGCCUGA